This is a messenger RNA of Diutina rugosa, 2658 nucleotides long. It is a transcript of the gene CDC50, whose product is annotated as aminophospholipid translocase regulatory protein. The transcript has 2 exons. Gene Ontology annotation, cellular component: Golgi apparatus; endoplasmic reticulum; plasma membrane. NCBI's taxonomy places the organism in Eukaryota, Fungi, Ascomycota, Pichiomycetes, Serinales, Debaryomycetaceae. The coding region runs from base 1 to 2658 and encodes 885 amino acids. The record is from RefSeq and is a predicted model, not a curated record.
AUGUCGAUGUCGCCGGCGCCCGAAGCCAAAGGGUUCACCGAGGAGGAAGCCGGUCAUAUCGGGUGGAACUUCGUCAGCAAGUACUAUGAGAGCUACAACACCAACAUCGACGUGUUGUACUCGAUGUACGCCCCCCAGUCGCUGUUGUCGCACGCGAGGUUCCCUCACGGCGACUCCACCACCCCCCAAGUGGUGAAGGCGAAGGGGCGGCUGGCGAUCAAAGCCCGUUAUGCCGAAGACGACUGUGCUGACCAGGCCAACCGCAUCGUGAUCACUCUGGCGGCGAUCGACGCCUGCUUAGGGGCGAACAUCCUCGUGGUGGUUUACGGUGAAUGGGCCAAAGCCGACUCCCAGUUCUACCAGUUCACCCAGACGUUUGUUUUGACCAGCCGGGGCACCACCUACUUCAUUGCCAACGACGUGUUGCGGUUUUUGACCUGGGACUUGAAGGAUGCCUCCAGUGCUCCUGAAGCCCAGUUGGCGGGCAAACAGACCGAUGACGUCAAAGUGGGCGAUGCCGAGACUGCCGCGGUCACCGAGCCAGUGACCAAAGAUGCUACUCCUCAACCAACCGCUGAAACCACGCCUGCAGCCACCACCCCGGCUCCCGAACCUCAACAACCUCAACAACAACAGCCACAACAACAACAAUCGCCGGCGGCAGGGGCUGCAACCACUGCUGAAACGGUCACCUCUCCCGAACAGCCUACCCCUCUGACCACUACUGACGAGUCGGAAGCUGUGGUGGCGGAAAAGGCCGCUUCGCAAGAACCAGUGGAACAACAACUGCUGACUACUACCGAACAACAAGCGGAAAAGCAAGAAAAGGAAGAAGACAAGGACGAGGCUAAACCGGUGGAAGAAGCCAAGCCCGAAGCGAAACUGUCGGUGACGUCGCUGGCGGCAGCAUCGCCGUCGCCGUCGCUGGCGCCUACCCCUUCGUCGUGGGCGGGUAUCGUGUCGAGCCUGACCCCCAAGCCCGCGGCCAAGCCGGUGGCUGCUACCACUAAGAAGCCCGUGGCUCCUCAAUCUAAGCCUUCCAGCGUGUCGCCGCAAUCUCCCAAUGGUGGCUUCCAACCCCACCACGGCGACAAGCAAUGGAACCUGGUUUUCCUCAAAGUGCAAGGGGCGCUGCGGUUUGACCCUGAGGCGAUCAAGGCCAGUGUCGAACAGGAAUACGGUGCCAUCAAGUUCUGGAAGCACAGCAACGUCGGCUGGGUGUGUGACUUUGUCGCCCCUGAGCUGAAGACUCGCGCUUUGGCCGACAAGCAAAUGGACGUCAACGGGGUCACGGUGUUGAUUGAACAGAAGUUUUUCAAGAAGCCGAUCAACAAGGACGGGAAGUUUGUUGACAAGCGCAAGAACUUCACCAAGAAUGGUCCGGCCAAGUUUAAUAAGGAAGGGGGUUACGACAAGCGCAAGGGUGCGCACCGAAAAAGAACACACGGCAAAGGCAGGCUCAUGAACUUCUUACGGCGGCGGCGGCUGGACGACGAUGCCGGGGACGAGGGCGACCAGUUUGAGGUGUCGGCGACGGAGAAGCUGCGCAAGCCCCCCAACACCGCGUUCCGACAGCAGCGGCUCAAGGCGUGGCAGCCGAUCCUCACCCCGAAGACGGUGAUCCCGUUCUUGUUUCUAUUGGCGGUGAUCUUCGCCCCACUCGGCAUUGCCAUGCUUUAUACUUCAUACAAUGUCCAUGAUAUUGUCGUCGAUUACAGUUAUUGCGAUGCUGAGGCCUCCGACACGUACCAGGAGAUCCCGAAGAAAUACGCGUCGUCCCACCUCAGUCUGGGCGAUAAACCCAAGGUGGAAUGGAAAGUGGAGACCGUGGACGGCGAAUGGGGGUCCCACCCGGUGUGCACCAUCAAGUACGAGAUCACUAAGGACCUUAAAGGCCCGUUGUUUCUCUACUACAAGCUCACCAAUUUCUACCAGAACCACCGUAAGUAUGUGGAACUGUUUGACAUUGACCAGUUGAAGGGUAAGCCCGUGAGCCACGACGAUAUCACCGAUAAGUGCAAGCCGCUCCGGUUCCAUAAGGACUUUGGCGGCGACACCGAUAAGGUCAUCUACCCCUGCGGGCUUAUUGCCAACCUGGUGUUUAACGAUACUAUCGGCAACCCUGUUUUACUUAAUCCUGCUAACGGAGAGGUGAACCAAACCUACGAAUUCAGCCAGGAAGACAUCUCGUGGCUGUCUGACCGCAAUAACCGGUUUAAGAAGACCGAGUAUAAGCCUGAGGAUGUGGUGCCGCCCCCGAACUGGGCCGUGCGCUAUCCUGACGGUUAUACCGAAGAUAACAUGCCCAAUUUACAGGAAAUGCAACACUUGCAGAACUGGAUGAGAACGUCAGGUCUCCCAUCGUUCUAUAAGCUUUACGGCAAAAACCACGACGAUGUCAUGAGCCUGGGGGUCUACGAGAUGAAGAUCGACAUGUACUACCCCGUGUCAGUGUACGGUGGCCACAAGCUGGUGGUGAUCACUACUAGCAGCACCAUUGGCGGGCGCAACUUGCUGUUGGGGGUGAUCUAUAUUAUCGUGGCGGUGAUCUGCGUGGUGUUGGCGGUGGUGUUCUUGUUACAGCAUUUGAUCAAGCCGCGGGCGAUCGGUGACCACGAGUUCUUGCUGAACGACCACCAGUUCCGCAGUCAGCUUUAG